AUGGCGUCGUUGCAUCUCGUUAUCAUUUUCUGUUCAUUUGCUCUGUUUCAAACGACUAUCUUACCAAAUCUUGUUGGCGACGUUCUUUUAACCCGUCUCGAGAGUCCCUAUGAUGCGCCUGGAGAUGCAAUUAUUCCAUUCGGCUCAACCGUUACGGUCGAAAGUGGCACGACUGUGCGAUUCCCACGUGGCUCACAGCUUAUUGUUCGUGGAACACUUCUAGCCAAGGGUACACCUGAUCGACGAAUUAUAUUCACUAGUUCAACAAGCGCACUCUAUCAGGAUCAACAACAGAUUCAUCGAACAUCGGGUGCUAAUAUACGAUUUCGUCUUGUUGACGGGUCAAGUGUGCAGAAUGGUCUUCUACAAAUGUACUUCAAAAAUCGUUGGCGUUACGUGUGCACAGAAUUUUAUCGAUGGUUCGAUUACGAUGCAACAUUGACCUGUCGAAUGAUGGGUUUUCGAAAUGGAAGUGUUAUACCAUAUCGUAUUAAUGGCAGCGAACCGCCUUGGUACGGUUUACAAAUUGAUCAUCCCGCAUGUCGACCUUUUGUUGAUGAACAUGUACUUGACUGCCCUGGAGUUAGUGUACCGCCACGGCUAGGCCUUCAUAUUUGUGACGACAAACAGUAUGUUCGUCUGCAAUGUGAUGGCUUUUUUGACCCAUUGACUGUUCUCAAUUGGGGCGGCAUUGUAUUCGAACGAAAAUUCUCAACGAAUAAAUUAACUGAUAUUCCAGAAAUAUCAGAUGCAGCCUCACCGCUGUACAACGACCUCAAUCAACGACCAUCAAUACUGAAUUAUGUCGAUAUUCUCCAUGCUGGUUUAAGACCAGAACUAACCAUUCGAUCGUACGCCGAACGCUUUGCCGCACUGACAGUAUUCGAUAAUUUAGUCAAUCCAUUGUUUGACAAUAUCACAGUACUUUACUCUGCAUCGGAUGGAAUGAAUUUUUCUAAUGUUGGUAGCUCGGUCAAACUAAAAAACUCGGUGUCCGCCUAUAAUCGAGGACAUGGUAUUACUGUGACGAGUCGAUAUGGUAAUGUAACUUUGGAUAAUGUUCAUGUCUAUGACAAUGGUGGUGAUGGUGUUUACUAUGCAAUGAAUAAUACAGAAUGGUCAGAAAGAGAACAAGAAGAGAGUCCAAAGCGUUUGUACAAGUCGUUUUGUGAAACAGCGAAUACAGUCGAAUUUCCAAGUUAUUUCACGUACCGACCUCCGGCAGCCGGAACGUGUUGUACACAGGCUUUUUCGUCGAUGUAUAACACGCGUUUAACUGUUCAUUUUCAAUCCGUGUUUCUUGGUGACUAUCGUACACGAUAUCGAAUCGAACUAUACAAUGGUCUCUUUGACAUGAUGCCCUUAUUAGCCAAUGUGACAUUCAAUCGAACGAUAGAAAGUUUAUCGUCGUCAUCAAAUGAAUUACUUGUACGUUUAUGUCAUUCCUGUGAUGACGUACGAAGUUUAUCAUGCUGGAAUCAAUCUGAUCGAAUAGAAUUGUAUGUGGUCAAUGAUGAUGGUCGUGAUGCUGACAUGCACAUUUGGAAUAGUCGUAUCGUUAAUAACUCACUUAAUGGUGUUCGAGUGGUGAAUUUGCGGAGUCUCAUUGAAAUUAAUCAAACAAUAAUCAAUCAUAAUCAACGUCACGGCCUGGAUAUUGAUUCAGGAGCCGGUGCUCUGUGGACUUACCAUUCGAAAUUCAAUUCCAAUGGUGAAGACGGUAUUCAUAUGAUUUACGAUGGAGGAGAACGUCGAAUCUUUUAUUCGGACAUCUCGUUCAAUCAUCAGCAUGGUUUAUCUGUUCGUCCGGAUUCGGCACCGACUGGCUUUUUAUUAUCAUCUCUUACUUUUCCGACAUUUGCUUGUCGUCAACUGACGUUUGUUAAUGGUUCAUCGAUACGUUCAAACGGCUUCUACGGCCUGUGGCACCGCGCAACAUGUCAUCCUUCGUUAUUCUACGUCAACGGUUCGCUAUUCGAACGAUCAGUGUACGAUGCCAUCCGAUUCGAUUCUUGUCAACAUGAAUGGCGUCCGCAAAAAGUGAUUGACUAUCAAUUUCGUAGUCCAUUAGUUCCUCUGAAUAGCCUGUUACCACCUCCACCUCCACCUAGCAUUAUUUAUCAAGCUCCACUGAAUAUCUAUCCAGAUUAUCCACCAUGGAUACCAGUGGCACUGUUAUACGCAAAUGAGACCGGCAAUACAGUGAUGAAUAUAACAUGGAAUCGAUUUUUAAAUAACAAACGCGUCGGUUUACGCUUUAAUCCGAUACAAAAUGUUCUGGGCGAUAUAGCUAACAAUUCGUUCAUUGGACAUGAAAAUGGUGCUCUCUUAAUUGUAGGAAAUCAAUCCAAUUGGAUUGAAGACGUUUAUUUACGAAAUGUUACAUUGAGAAUAUUGUUCAAUAAUUUCACAAAUAAUUUCGGCAAGAAUUUCAUUGUUUCACUUGAUUUGAAUGAACUUUCACCUUAUCAAACAAUCUUAUUUAUGUACAAUCGCUUGAUUAAUAACAAUGUAACAUCAAAGAUUAGUCAGUUCUUGAAUGGACGUUCACGAAUGCCUGGUGUUUUAACGAUCGGUUCGAGUCAUAUUCGAAUAACCAGAAAUGUCUUUGGAAACAAUCAAAGUCAGUAUGAAAUUGUCAGUCAACUAACUAAUUCAAGUGCAACGAUCAAAGCCGAUAUGAACUUUUUUACUUCAAUCUACCCUCCACCAAGCACCUUAACACGAAUACCACUCAGUCCAUACGAAAGAAACCAGCAUAUGCAAAAUGCUGUGCAUAAUUAUCGUCUUUAUCAACGGCAAGAAAUUCCUCUACGACAUAUGUCACCGAUUCAUCGUAUCCUUCAUAAUCGGACACGUCGUCAACAGCAGAUGGAAGUUCAGCCGGUUCCUCAAAUAAGUUACACUUAUCUAACGGAACCCUACGAUCUCCGCACGGAUUUCUUUCCACAAGAUUCAGUUUUUCAACGUCCUUAUGCGCCACCGCAAACAGUCCAAUAUUAUCCACCUGAAGGUCAACAAGAAAUUCUUUCUGUUCCAUCAAUUAAUAAAUCGGCUCUUCUCUCGUCGAUAAAUAACGAUUGGUCAUACUACGCUUCACCUGCAUCACCAACGCCUUAUUAUUUCUCACUAUAUUACGAUCGUCCAGAACUAUGUUUUUCCCAAUGGCCGAAAAUACGUGAACGGAUAUUCGAUCAGCACAAUCGUUCUAAUCUCGCCAUGAUUGUUUGGUAUCCGUUUCUGUGUAGUGAUCGAAACUUAACAACGGAAAUUUGGCGUUGUCAACUACCAAAUUGCGGCUUUGAAUCGACGAGUUUCCGUAUUGAUCCUCUUGCAUCAACAAUUGGUGGAAUUAUAGAUAUGGAUUACAGUCUUUCGCCAGGUCGCUAUAUUGUUACUAAUGAUAUUCUAAUUAAACCGGAUAAACGUUUGUUAAUUCAAAGUAGUCAACUAGAAUUUCUAAACGGAGUUGGCAUGUUCGUGUACGGAGAAUUGAUGAUCCAAGGUGUUGAUGGUUCACCAACGCGGUUUGGUUUAUAUGAAAAUAGAACUUCGACAAGUAUCUUAGUCAACCAACAAAAACAACAAGAACAGAGUCAACGCAACAUUAUGUUAAUCGAUGGUACAAGUAUCUACGAAGGUCGAUUAUUUGUCACUAGUCUAAAUGAUGGAUCGGGUACUGUCUGUAAUCACGGUUGGACGAAAGAAAAUUCCAUGCUUGUUUGUAUGUCAUUGGGUUUUAUUCACGACCCAAAUGAAUAUCUAUAUCCCAUCAUCAAUCCGAAUCAAACAGUUACUAACGAUCCGAUCAUUUGGAGUGAAGUCGAUUGUGAUCUGUAUCAAGAUCAAACACUGGAACGAUGCCGCAAAGAAACUGUUCAUACGUGUGAUCAUUCUGAUGAUGUCUGGAUUAAAUGUUUACCAUCGUCAUGGGCUGGUGUACAUAUUUAUCCGACAUAUAGUAAAACUCACAUGGAGUUUGUUCAAUUCGAUUCUGCAGGCCAAUUCGAUGUUCACAGAGAUGAAAUUCAUGCUGCACUACAUAUCGAUCUUCUUUCUCACCCAUCAAAUCGCUUGAAAAACUUAACGUUCACUGACAACGUCAUUGGUUUGCAAAUCAAUCAUAUCCAUCCGGCGAACUACGAUCAUUCGAUCAUUCGUCAUUCGACAUUUAACCAUAAUUAUCUAGCUGGUCUUCUACUUCGUUCAAGUUUUUUGAAUGUUUCACAUUGUACAUUUACAAAUCAUCUACAUUCCGGUAUGACAUUCGACGCGUCUUAUCCGUAUCACGAACUUGAACAAUUACGCAUCAAUCUUCUCCGACCCCGAACAUCCGUUCAUACCAUCGAUUUAUUGUAUGAACAAUCGUAUGAACUCGAACGAAACAAAUUCGCAUUCAUCACAACAUCAUUUGGUGGUUACAAUGCCGAUGAUAAUCUUCUCCUGAACACGCUGAACAUUCGUACAGAUCCUUCGUUUAUUUUAGUCAUCGAUCUCAUUGACUACAAUCCACUAUCGAAUUUAAAUGAACAAAUACUUAUCUGCGAAGUUGAAUGCUAUCAACGAAUGGGAUUGAUGCAAAGUUUAUCGUAUAAGAAAUGGUCAUUAGCUAACGAUCGAGAUUUGUUUCCAUUAGUCACUUCAUAUUCAAGUUUGCAACUACAUUAUCGUUUGUAUAAAUAUCGUUCCAGUCGUUUAACGUUCAUAAUCUACAGUAUUCCCGCACCGAUCUUUACUCAAGGAAAGUUUCUCUCAGAUAUUUCUAUACGAUUUCAUCGUUGUCUCUUUUCGAUGAAUCAACAUGAUAUCCUUUCGAAUUUGAAUGAUCGGGAAAAGACAAACAAUCAGUAUGCGCUGACUAAUCAACUAAAAACGGAUACCGAACGUUUAAUUGAACAAUUAUUAAUGGGUCCACAAUUGACAAACGACGAUCCAUCGUUGGAUGUUAUCAUAGAAGAACAUCAGAAGAUUCGCGAAGAAUUUCGAGACGAAAAACUCGAAGACGAACGAUUAAAACGUCGUACUACGAUGAUCGAUGUUAAACGUCGUUAUAAAAACUCGACAUUACAAAUCAAUGAAUGUCUAUUCGAAUUGAAUCAAAACCGAAGUAUCUUAAUCAAUCACCAGUCGAUCAAACAUUCAGCGAGAAAAACCGAAGAAAAUAUUCGUAUGCUAAUGAACGAAACCAUUCAACAAAGAAAACAAUUCAUACCAAUACAAUUUACAUGUCGAAUUCAUAAAUCAAUUUUCAUGAACAACAAACAAGUGCUUAAUCUCGAUGCUCACCCACUAAUUUACUCGGAUCGAUUAGUCCGCUUCGAAAUUACUCAAACGAAUUUCACGCAUAAUCAUGAUCUACUAUUAAAUUUGACUUUUCCUCGAUUGUAUCCAUUUAAUCGCACAAGCUUUGCAAGUCUAUCGAUAUGGCCAUAUUUUCCCACUCGAUCGAUUUACACGCGUUCACCAUUGAUCUACUCGAUCCCUUCACAUGCUGUUCGAAUUUAUAAAAACGUUUUUAUUGCCAAUGAAGAUUGUUCCAUUCGUUUGACUGGUUUUCAUGCAUCAUUUAAUCUUACGCAUUCGUUAUUUGAAAACAAUCUCAAUUAUCGAACAUCGCUAGUUGAUCUUCGGCACACAGAAAAAGAUUUUCUACUCGACGGCAAUAUCUUCCUACGUAAUCAAGUGCAUAACUUACUCUCAUUUGAUUUCAAUGGUCACGCACCAUUUCAUAACGAUCUCUUAUAUCAAUCUUCGAUUAUAUUCAAUCAGUUUGUGGACAAUAAACCAUCUUUACUCACGAAAUAUCCAUAUCUACCAUCAUCGUGUUUACGUUUGGUUGGUUCACAUAAUGCGACGGUUCAACGAAAUUUAUUUGAAAAUGUUCAUUAUGAUUAUGAACUCAUUGCGGCACUUGUAAUCGAUACAAUAAAUACGACAUUAGAUGCCACUGUCAAUUGGUGGGGCUCGGAUGUUGGUCAAGCGAUACAGAAUCGAAUACUUGAUUUUACUAAACGUUCCGAUCAUGCUUACGCUCAGUGGAAUCCAUUUCUGGCUUGUCGAGAGUUAACUUGCGCACAAAUCAAAUUACCUUUACAAACAAUGCUCCAACUGAAUCGACCGCUACGAGGCUUAAUCUCUACGAAUACACUGAUUCAUCGACGACGAGAACCAUACUUGAUAAACGGGGACUUGAUUGUCAUGCCCGGUGUUAAAUUGACCAUUGAGCCGGGCGUUGAACUUCAUUUCGCACCAAAUACGGGUCUUUUAGUUCUAGGACAUUUGAAUGCUACAGGAACACCAAAAGAUCCUAUCGUCAUGAAAUUAGCCAACAAACAAUUUGUUAUGGAGCAAAUUCAAAAUGGACACAAUCCUUUUCAAUAUCAUUUUACCGAUGAAGUUCCUUUUUCAAAACAUAAAUUCAAUCCAUUCGUUGAUCGUUUGCAAAUUCGUCUCGAUAUCGGUCGAACGCCCAACGAAGGUUUUCUUCAAAUUUAUAAUUUCACUCGUCGUGACUGGUCCUACGUAUGUUAUGAUACAUUUCGGCAACUGUCUUCCUAUCGUUUACUAUGCCAUCAACUUGGCCUACCAUGGAAAAAUACUCUUGCACAUCCUGACUCAUUUUAUCUCUUCGAUUAUCAGAAAUUGCCGCUUUGGCAAGAAAAAAUUGAUUGUUCAGGAAACGAACCAUCGAUCUCAUCAUGCUCGUUUACAAACGAAUAUAAUAGUUCAUGUACCAAACUAUUCUAUCUAUCAUGUUAUGAUGACAAUGUUUUCUAUUCGUUAAAUUCAAAAUUUCAACCCGAACUCGGCAUCAACCUUGGUGGACAUGUAUCACCCGACUCUUCGCCAACGUAUGAAAGUCCACAGUCAUGGAAUGGCAUUCGCUUUGCUAACAGUGAAUAUGAAGAAGAUCUUUCGUCAUUGGAUUAUAUGAUUCGCGAUCAAUCGUUGCUUCGUUAUGUUUUGAUAUCGGAAACGAAUGAAUAUCAACCAGCAAUACAAACGAUCUAUCGUACGCCAGCAAUCGAACGCAUUCAUAUCGAACAUAGUCGACAGAUUGGUUUUGAAUUUCUCGUACCGAAACAAUCAGUUCUGUUCGGUUAUAGUCAGAUCACCAAUUCAUUAGAUUUAGCAGUGAAUGGUUUAGUUUAUUACGGACAAUCAACGGAUGAAAAGUCAACAUUUGAACUCCUGAAUGAACAGAACAUUCAUGGACAACCAUUCAGUUUACUUAAUCUUUGCAAUGCACAUCGAAUUGUUAAUGUUAAAUAUCGUUUGAUAACAUAUUUUAAAUAUGACUAUGAAUAUCGAACUUGUUCGAAAUUGUUCUGCUCAAAUAAUCCAUAUCAAAUUGGUAUACGAUUUUUCCAAGCAAAUUUAUUGAAUAGUACGUACCAAAAUGAUUGGAUUGAAAUUCAUCGUGUAAACAAUGAUCAAGAUGGCAAUGAACGAAAUGAAUUAUUAACUUCGCUGACAAACGGUUCGAGUGAAACAGCAUGGAGAAAUCUCUACAGUAUAGAAAAGGGUUGCCUAAGAGUGACAAUACAUGCAUCGAGUGGAAGUAAAAUAGAUGGUUUCAUGGCUGAAGUAACUCUUUUCCCUGUUACACCCUUUUCUACACAAGAGGUCGUUCAUCAAAUAUCUUCUAAUGUCUUCUUGGGCAAUCAACAGGGCGUGCUCAGAUACACGUCUGCAGGUGAACGGUCAGCGAACGUUUAUUUUCAAUCGAAUACUCUGCUCUAUAAUGGCUAUUAUCGGUUUAACUCAUCGUCAGCGCCGAUUAAUUUCUUUCACUUUCAAAAUGCUCAACGAUUCUACUUCGGAAACAAUUGGUUAAGUCGAAAUCUGGGUGGAACGUACAUUCAAUGUCAUAGUCAAUCAUUGUCAUCAAUAUUCAACGGGCAUCUGUUCAAUAACGUGUUCUUUCGAAACAAUAAUGAUUCUGUAUUGACGUUCUAUGGAAUGGAAAUGUCGGCAUUUUGUAAUCUGUUCGCCAUACAGAAUGCUAUGAUGUUCAAUGAUGCAUAUGAUCGAAAUCUAAUUGAAUUUGACUCUGUGGUAGCCAAUUUCAGUCGAAAUCAAGUAUUUAAUAAUACAGGAAUGAAUAUUCUAUCGAUGGUGGGCUUUGAAAAGAUUACGGCACCAUUUCCAGCGGUAGAAAUGAACGCUUUUCGAAACAAUCGAGCGGUGGGUAAAUUGAAUCAACAGUUAUUUGAUCGAACGGGCGCUGUCGUUGAAGUUGGAAAUCCAAGACAGAUUUAUAUGUUCAAUACGUUCGAUAACUGGGACAGUCGAUACGAAAUGCGAACGAAAUCACGAUUAUACGAGCCGAAUCGAAUGGAAUCGAGGGCCGUCAAUGCUUCAUUGAAUUUUUGGGGACGAAUCGGUGAUGUGGACGAUAUUGGUGCUCGAAUCUAUGAUAAAUUUGAUAACAAAUCUCUAAUUGAAGUCAACUUUUAUCCUCCGUAUCUUGAGUCAACGCGAUUACGACAAGGCAAAUGUGAUCCUGGUUGGACACUGGACGAUAAUAUGUGCUACAUCUACCUUGGUGCUAUAACAACAUAUCGUAUUGCUCAAGAAAUGUGUUCAAGUAUCGAUGCUCGAAUAACACGUCGCGAUGUACCACUAAAUCGGCUAGUUAUUCUACGCUCGUUAGCACGCACAUCACAAUAUCAAGGCAUCAAUAGUGAUGCUGUUCCACCGUCGGGUAUUUGGCUGCGAAAAGACUAUAACCAAGAUUGUCGAGUCUUCAAUGACAUGCAAACGAUGGAUGCCAGUUGUAGUUCAACAGCUGGAUUUAUCUGUGAAAAAGAACAACAAUUCGAUGGAGCGAAAUAUAUUAUACGUGGUGAUCUACUUCUUGCUAUCGGUGGCUUGAUUCUAAUGAUUCUAUUUAUCAUUAUAUUCAUUUGUUGCUGGCUCUGCAAAUCUCGUCAGCGAAAGAAAGAUAAUUUUCAUCGUCAGAAUUCUCUUCGUCGUAGUGUCAAACAAGAAAUGAGUAAACAAUCAACAUUAUCACUGCAUAAGAGUAAUGACAAUACACUCGUGAAAAGCGCAACAUUAUCGACCCUCACCAAUGGCACCACAAAUAAACUACCAUUAUCAACUUUAUCCUUAUCCAGUCGUCCAUUAAGCAGUGUAACGAUGAAUUCGGAUCAAGAUCUAUCGACAUCAUCACCCGCUCAUCAAGACUUUUCCCUUCUAAAACUAAAUCAUCACAUACCGAAAGCAUCAACUCCUGCUCUAAGUGAUGACGCUGGUUCACAACGUGCACUUGUUCUCAAUACACAUACAGAUCAGUCCAGUGUUUAUUCAACAGCUACAGCCGAUUCAGCAACAUUAUAUCGAAGUCGACGACGAUUUGAACGCAAUCAAACUCCUGUUAUAACACCGUCCGCCCCGCCUGUGACGCAUCGACGUUCACGUCGAAAUCUUAAUCAACAGGAUUCAAGUGCUAGUGUUUCUACUGGUUCUGUGUCUCCGCCUCCAGCCUACGUCUCUCCCGCACAUCAACCACGUCGUCACCGACCGGACCAACUCCAUUUACUGACACCAAAUACGACUUACAGUCGAAAACCAUAUCUUAUGACCGCGCAAAUCGAUUCUCAUUCACAAACAAGUAGUACGCGACAUGAAUUUCCGCCACCUCUUGAAACAGAUAUCUAA
This is a messenger RNA of Adineta ricciae, 9666 nucleotides long. The record is from the annotation of a GenBank genome assembly. Lineage: Eukaryota; Metazoa; Rotifera; Eurotatoria; Adinetida; Adinetidae.